AUGGCCUGGAAGAUCACACCACUGCUGUGCCUUCUGGUGUGUGUGGCUGCUGUAGGGGCAGCCCGGCCCAGGACUCAGCUUCUCAAUGUCUGCAUGAAUGCCAGGUACCAUAAGGAAAAACCAGGUCCCGAAGACAAGUUACACGGACAGUGCAGCCCUUGGGAAAACAAUGCCUGCUGCUUUGUCAACACCAGCAUCGAAGCCCAUAAGGAUAUUUCCAGCCUGUACAGAUUCGACUGGGACCACUGCGGCAAGAUGGAGCCUGCAUGCAAGCGCCACUUUAUUCAGGACAUCUGUCUCUAUGAGUGCUCACCUAACCUGGGGCCCUGGAUCCAGGAGGUGAAUCAGAGCUGGCGCAAAGAACGGAUUCUGAAUGUGCCCCUCUGCAAAGAGGACUGUGAGAGCUGGUGGGAAGACUGCCGCACCUCCUACACCUGCAAGAGCAACUGGCACAGGGGCUGGGACUGGACCUCAGGGUACAACCAGUGCCCAGUGAAAGUUGCCUGCCAUCGCUUCGACUUCUACUUCCCCACGCCUGCUGCUCUGUGCAAUGAAAUCUGGAGUCACUCCUACAGGGCCAGCAACUACAGCCGGGGCAGCGGCCGCUGCAUUCAGAUGUGGUUCGACCCUGUCCUGGGCAACCCCAACGAGGAGGUGGCGAGAUUCUAUGCUGAGAGCAUGAAUGGGGCUGGGCUCCAUGAGGCCUGGCCUCUGCGUUUCGGCCUGCUCCUAUUGUUGCUCUGGCUGCUCAGCUGA
Messenger RNA from Budorcas taxicolor (takin), 756 nucleotides. Its product is annotated as folate receptor alpha-like. The transcript has 4 exons. The record is from RefSeq and is a predicted model, not a curated record. Lineage: Eukaryota; Metazoa; Chordata; Mammalia; Artiodactyla; Bovidae. Gene Ontology annotation, biological process: cell adhesion; fusion of sperm to egg plasma membrane involved in single fertilization; sperm-egg recognition. Gene Ontology annotation, cellular component: external side of plasma membrane. Gene Ontology annotation, molecular function: signaling receptor activity. Bases 1 to 756 code for a protein of 251 amino acids.